Molecule: messenger RNA, 4520 nt
Organism: Cebus imitator (Panamanian white-faced capuchin)
Lineage: Eukaryota; Metazoa; Chordata; Mammalia; Primates; Cebidae
Gene: VPS39
Product: VPS39 subunit of HOPS complex
Exons: 26
Coding region: 184-2844 (886 amino acids)
Biological process (GO): autophagy; intracellular protein transport; endosomal vesicle fusion
Cellular component (GO): membrane; cytoplasm
Molecular function (GO): protein binding
Source: RefSeq, a predicted model, not a curated record
GGCUGCGGAAGGGGCGGGCCUAACCUGCAGGAAGUACGGGGUUGAUGGCUGUGUUGUUGAUCGGCCUGUAGCGGCGAGUCCUGGCCAGAUCCCCAUUUACCCUUAGCCCAGCCUCGUUCCGGACCCCAGACCGGACCGGCACACUCUGGGAGAGACGGCGGCGGCGACUCUCCCCUUGCCGCCAUGCACGACGCUUUCGAGCCAGUGCCGAUCCUAGAAAAGCUGCCUCUGCAAAUCGACUGUCUGGCUGCUUGGGAGGAAUGGCUUCUUGUGGGAACCAAACAAGGACAUCUUCUUCUCUAUAGGAUUCGGAAGGACAUUGUGCCAGCAGAUGUAGCGUCACCUGAAAGUGGCAGUUGCAACAGGUUUGAAGUGACACUAGAGAAAUCCAAUAAGAACUUCUCCAAAAAGAUUCAGCAGAUCCAUGUGGUUUCCCAGUUUAAGAUUCUGGUCAGCUUGUUAGAAAAUAACAUUUAUGUCCAUGACCUAUUGACAUUUCAACAAAUCACUACGGUUUCAAAGGCAAAAGGAGCAUCACUGUUUACAUGUGACCUCCAGCAUACAGAGACUGGUGAGGAGGUGUUGCGGAUGUGUGUGGCAGUGAAAAAGAAGCUGCAGCUCUAUUUCUGGAAGGACAGGGAAUUUCAUGAAUUGCAGGGGGACUUUAGUGUACCAGAUGUGCCCAAGUCCAUGGCGUGGUGUGAAAAUUCGAUUUGUGUGGGUUUCAAGAGAGACUACUACCUAAUAAGGGUGGAUGGAAAGGGGUCCAUCAAAGAGCUCUUUCCAACAGGAAAACAGCUGGAGCCCUUAGUUGCACCUCUGGCUGAUGGAAAAGUGGCUGUGGGCCAAGAUGAUCUCACCGUGGUACUCAAUGAGGAAGGGAUCUGCACACAGAAAUGUGCCCUGAACUGGACGGACAUACCAGUGGCCAUGGAGCACCAGCCUCCCUACAUCAUCGCAGUGUUGCCUCGAUAUGUGGAGAUCCGAACAUUUGAACCAAGGCUUCUGGUCCAAAGCAUUGAAUUGCAAAGGCCUCGUUUCAUUACCUCAGGAGGAUCAAACAUUAUCUAUGUGGCCAGCAAUCAUUUUGUUUGGAGACUCAUCCCUGUCCCCAUGGCAACCCAAAUCCAACAGCUUCUCCAGGACAAGCAAUUUGAAUUGGCUCUGCAGCUCGCAGAAAUGAAAGAUGAUUCCGACAGUGAAAAGCAGCAACAAAUUCAUCACAUCAAGAACUUGUAUGCCUUCAAUCUCUUCUGCCAGAAGCGUUUUGAUGAGUCCAUGCAGGUCUUUGCUAAACUUGGCACAGAUCCCACCCAUGUGAUGGGCCUGUACCCUGACCUGCUGCCCACAGACUACAGGAAGCAGCUGCAGUAUCCCAACCCAUUGCCUGUGCUCUCGGGGGCUGAACUGGAGAAGGCGCACUUAGCUCUAAUUGACUACCUGACACAGAAACGAAGUCAACUGGUAAAGAAGCUGAAUGACUCUGAUCACCAGUCAAGCACCUCCCCACUCAUGGAAGGCACUCCCACCAUCAAAUCCAAGAAGAAGCUGCUACAAAUCAUCGACACCACCCUGCUCAAGUGCUAUCUCCAUACGAAUGUGGCCCUGGUGGCCCCCUUGCUACGCCUGGAGAACAAUCACUGCCACAUCGAGGAGAGCGAGCACGUGCUGAAGAAGGCUCACAAGUACAGUGAGCUGAUCAUUCUGUAUGAGAAGAAGGGGCUCCAUGAGAAAGCUCUGCAGGUGCUUGUGGACCAGUCCAAGAAAGCCAACUCCCCUCUGAAAGGCCACGAGAGGACAGUGCAGUAUCUGCAGCAUCUGGGCACAGAAAACCUGCAUUUGAUUUUCUCCUACUCAGUGUGGGUGCUGAGAGACUUCCCAGAAGAUGGCCUGAAGAUAUUUACUGAAGAUCUCCCAGAGGUGGAGUCUCUGCCACGUGAUCGAGUCCUCGGCUUCUUAAUAGAGAAUUUUAAGGGUCUGGCUAUUCCUUAUCUGGAACACAUCAUCCACGUUUGGGAGGAGACAGGCUCUCGGUUCCACAACUGCCUGAUCCAGCUGUACUGUGACAAGGUGCAAGGUCUGAUGAAGGAGUAUCUCCUGUCCUUCCCUGCAGGCAAAACCCCAGUCCCAGCUGGAGAGGAAGAGGGUGAGCUGGGAGAAUACCGGCAAAAGCUCCUCAUGUUCUUGGAGAUUUCCAGCUACUAUGAUCCAGGCCGGCUCAUCUGUGAUUUUCCCUUUGAUGGCCUCUUAGAAGAACGAGCUCUCCUGUUGGGACGCAUGGGGAAACAUGAACAAGCUCUUUUCAUUUAUGUCCACAUCUUGAAGGAUACAAGGAUGGCUGAGGAGUACUGCCACAAACACUAUGACCAAAACAAAGAUGGCAACAAAGAUGUAUAUCUGUCCCUGCUUCGGAUGUACCUGUCGCCCCCCAGCAUUCACUGCCUGGGGCCAAUCAAACUGGAACUGCUGGAGCCAAAAGCCAACCUCCAGGCUGCCCUGCAGGUCCUCGAGCUACACCACAGCAAACUGGACACCACCAAGGCCCUCAACCUUCUGCCAGCAAACACUCAGAUCAAUGACAUACGCAUCUUCCUGGAAAAGGUCUUGGAAGAAAAUGCACAAAAGAAACGGUUCAAUCAAGUGCUCAAGAACCUUCUCCAUGCAGAGUUCCUGAGGGUCCAGGAAGAGCGGAUUUUACACCAGCAGGUAAAGUGCAUCAUCACAGAGGAGAAGGUGUGCAUGGUGUGUAAGAAGAAGAUUGGGAACAGUGCAUUUGCAAGAUACCCUAAUGGAGUGGUCGUGCACUACUUCUGUUCCAAAGAGGUAAACCCAGCUGACACUUGAGCCCAGCAUCCUGGGGAUCCAGCCGAUGGACAGCUUGGCUCUCCCAGAGAGGAGAAGGAGCGCCUGCCCUUAGGAAUCCUGUCUGCCACCACCACAGGGCUCCCGAUUUGGACACUACUGGCUGUCUUGUGCCCUGGAACAACUCUGAAUUCAUUAGACUCAUGGUCUGGCAUUGCCAGCUUUUUAAUGGGAAAAGAGAUUAGUUAUACCUUAUACCUUUAUGCUGUGGGCAAUUCCAGAGAAUUCGGUGUCUGCCUGGACAGGAGGAGGCGCACCAUCUUGCCUUUGAAUACCAGUCACCUGCAAAGCUUGUCAAAAAUGUUCGUAACCAUGGCGUUGUUCUUCAAGGGCUUUUCUAUUGAGAUAAGUGCACGAUUUCACAAGGACCCCUUAGCGUGGCUCACCGGAGAAUUCCAUGAGAGAACAGUGCUGAAGCUUCUGGCCGCAUGGACCCGACGGCUCGCGGUGUGUGUAGCGCAUUAUGUCCCCAGGGUAGCCAUGCCCUGUUAGUUUUCAGUCUCCUUUUCUUUCUCACCACGUAUCACUCCCCUCACUGCCCUACGCAGGCUUUCUCUCCCACUUCCCUGACUCUGGGAAUAAUGAUAUUUAAGCAAGGUAAGAUGAGAAGCUAGGGGAAGUCUCAGUUCCUUGGAAUACAGUGAGAGUUGAUUGUCGAGUAUGUUGUAAAUAGAUCCUCUUUGGCCAUUCUCUGCCUAGGAAAGGCCCUGCAUCCCUCUCCUCAGGCCAAGCUGAGUGUGAUGGCAGCUCCUGAGGAUGGUCCUGCCCUGUCUGGGGUAUGUGUGAUCCCUAGGCACAUGUUCCCGCAGUGGUCCCUACUCCAGCUUCGCUCACCAGACACUCAGGCGGGCUGGCUUAGUCUUUGUGAGUGGACUUUGUGCUCUGGGCCUUUUCUCUUUUUCCAGCCAGUUUCCGUUCACUUACCUCACAGCCUGUCCUGGCCGUCGUUCCCCAGCUUUGUUUGGCAGCAGUGUGGUAGGAGGAUUGUGCUGGGAUAGUGCAGGAAGGUGGGUCCCAGCAACACGCAGGGGAUGAGUGGAGCGAGAACUGACAAUGGUGUGAUGCCAAGUGUUCUUGAGAGGCUACAGGCAUGGCAGAGGAUGUGGGGGCAGGAACAGCAGCACGCUGGUUUAAAAAUAACUCACCGCCAAACCUGGGAAGCAGUGUCGGGGAUCCUGACGGAUGUGUGGGGGCUGGAGUUUCAGGCACUGCAGGCUGAGGACACACAGGGACAGUGGUCCUGCCAGCAGUGUGUGGUGCCACGUCCCCACUGGCCAUACCCACACAGAAGCAGUGCUGCCUGGGGCCUCGUCCAGGCCAGCUCGGACUCUGCUUCCUCCAGGAGCGGCAAGGAAGCAUUGGGCCACCUCUCUGGAGAGCAGGAACUUGCCCUGCCACAUGAGCCCUGCCUUCCUGGCCAGCUGUGCUUGUAUCUUCCAUUCUCACGAACUGUGUUUGAAGCAAUAGAAUAAAGAAUGUGUGUUUUCUUUCCUGGUAUACAUACACAACCCCAUACUCCCAAACUUCAUUCUUCCUUCCCUCAACUGUCUGCCCUCCACAGAGUUCUGGAGAAGGCUGGAGAUGAAAGUUUUGUAGCGAGGACUGAUAAAGGUCUCAUCACUGCUCCUCAUAACAAACCUAAUAAAGCAAGAAACCAA